ACCGUUGAGGACUGCUUGAGAAUAUGCGGGUGUGUUACCCGGAAGGUGAGGGAUAAUACUUCACGUGUGACAUGACAGAUAAUUCUCACGGCACUUGAAUUCGCAUUCUACGUGCUUCGUGCGCCUUUGUGAAAUGCUAAUCGCUAUGUUGUCAUAUUGAUGAUUGGUGAUUGAUCCGUGUUGAUGACUGCAGCAUAUUAUUAUUGUGUUGUUCUCGGCAUAAUCAGAUUGUUCACCGGUUUCUUUCUCUCUUGUCGAUUGAAAUCAGUUGGCUAGUGAGGCUCUGCAUAUUGAAAUUCGGAGGCACAUAGAACGAGAGAAUGGGAACGAGAACCAAUUUCUACAAGAACCCUUCUAUCUCUUACAAAAAACAAUUCAGUCUUUCCUCCGUUCUUCAGAACCUCAGAGCUUACAAUAUCGCCACCGGUAAUGUUCCGGCUGAAUCCGAGGAGAAAAAGCCCACCCAGAAACGUCGCCGGAAUCCGAACCCACCGCAAACCAUUGAAGCUGACUCUGAAGAGAACGACAUCUCUUUGUCACAUCACGAUUACAUUGAAAAGAGAAGUUCAUGGUCUACCUGGGGAAUUCAUUUAUUUUGCCUUGAGCAGGAAAGAAGUCGGUUCGUCUCUGCCUUACGAAAAAUUGACUGAAGAUGUUCUGGGGAACCCUAAUUCUGCCAUAAGCUUGGUGGAUUACACUAGUGACGAAAGCCUCCCUUUAGAAUGUGAGGAAAAGCAGGAUCUUCCGACUUCUGGCGAUGCAAAAGAAUUUGAUGGAGUCAAAAGCAGAAAUGAACAACGAUUUCCUCUUCUUGAAGAACCUGUUUGCCUCAUAUGUGGUAGAUAUGGAGAGUAUAUAUGCAAUGAGACAGAUGAUGACAUUUGUAGUAUGGAGUGCAAAAAGGAACUCUUGGAAAUUCUCCGACUCAAUGAGGGCUCCUGUCAUGACCAAGUUCAAGAUUUCUCUUCAUCCAGACUUGAUUAUGGUUUAACAGUGCCUGUGUUUGGUGAGAGUACAUGGGAUUAUAACCGGCAUCGCUGGUCAAAAACAAGAUCAAGCCUCUGUACUUAUGAAUGUUGGAAAUGCCAAAAACCUGGGCACCUAGCUGAAGACUGUGUAGUGAAUACUAGCAUCCAGGCCACUGUAGCAGAUAAGAAAUCAAGUUCCAUUCCUAAGGAUCUUCUUGGACUAUAUAGAAGAUGCCACCAAAUUAGUAAAACAAUAUUGUCAGCAAGUUGUAAUGCAUGCCGUGUCUCAUCAAAUUUGGCGACAUGCCUUGAUUGUGAUACUGUCAUUUGUGAUGGUGCAGGACACUUGGAUGAGCAUAUACGAACACACCCAUCUCAUCAGCAGUUUUACUCACACAAGCUUAAACGUCUAGUAAAAUGUUGCAAGUCAACUUGCAAGGUGACUUGCAUUAAGGAUCUGUUGGUUUGCCACUACUGCUUCAGUAAAGCCUUUGAAAAAUUCUACGACAUGUAUACUGCAACUUGGAAAGGAGCUGGUCUUGCAAUUAUAUGGGGUUCUAUAUGCUGUGAAGACCAUUUCGCCUGGCACAGGAUGAAUUGUUUGAAUGCAGACACGGAAGAAAGUGCAUACAUCAUCGGGAAGAAUGGACAUAAGAGCAAAUAUACUCAACUUAAUGACUUCAUUUUUUGAUGAUUGAUACACUAUUUUUUUUCUAAUUUGUGGUAUGAAGUUUCUCAUCAGAUGUACACAACAUCAUGGCAUGGGGUCGUGCCUGUUGCGUCUUAUAUUUUAAAUGUUUGUGAGGAGGGUAAAAAGAUCAUAUAGUUGGAAGAAGUUGCAUGUUUGUUUAUAGGUUGUCAAAUAAUGCGGUUGAGUUCUUCCACUUUUUUCCCCCCCUUUUUUUCGCUAGACACAGGUAUCUUUCUAUUGGAUAUAUUAUUUAAAAUGCUGUUGAUCACUAAA
Molecule: messenger RNA, 1932 nt
Organism: Neltuma alba
Lineage: Eukaryota; Viridiplantae; Streptophyta; Magnoliopsida; Fabales; Fabaceae
Exons: 15
Coding region: 430-1659 (409 amino acids)
Molecular function (GO): zinc ion binding; nucleic acid binding
Source: RefSeq, a predicted model, not a curated record